GAAAUGUUUCAAUCCGCAAAGGACGAGAAAAGUCGUCGUCAUAUAUCACCGAAACAUAGUAGAAGAAGAGAGCGUUCUGUUUCUUCCCGAAGAGACUCUACAGUUUAUUCGAAACGCAGCAGAAAACAUUUUCGUUCCGAACUUGUUGAAGAGACUACUUCUCGGAAGACAAAGGCAGACUAUAUUGAAACCCUUGAUAGUCCACAAAGCGGUGGCAAUUUAGAACAUUCUUCUUCUUCGUUUCCCUAUAAAAGUCAAUCUUUGGGGAAACAAGUUUUUUCUAAUGACACACAGCUGAAAAAGACGAAGCGGGAACCCAUCUCUUUGGAGGAUAUUAUGAAGAAGAAGAGAGAAGAAGAAGAAGAAGCACAAAAGCCUCGUUUUAUCUCUAAAAGUGAACGAGAAAGACAAGCCUUGGAAAAACUUUAUGAAAGGAGGAAGGCAGUAGAUCCUAUGAAGGUGGAAAGUACACAAUUUCAUAGCAACUCUUUAUCAAAGGGCAUCCCGAGACCUCCUGUAGAUGUACAAAGAGAAAGAAAUCAGAAACAGAGUGACACUAGUCGGGAGAAUGAUGAAGAGUCACAUCGUCUUAAGGAACUUCUUAGAAAACACUAUAUGAAAGAGAAGGAUACAAAGUCACGACUAACAAAGCCUAGCGAAAGAUUCCGUUUUCGUUUCGAAUGGGACAACUCGGAAGAUACUUUGAACACUGAAGAGUACGCUGAGCUUUCCUCCUUUGUUGAAGUUCCACUCCUUUUUGGGAGAGGACAUCGUGGAGGAAUGGAUCCUGCCUCCACGCCCUCAAAGGCUCCUUCGAAACGUGUCACUAGACCGAAAGUUUCUGAUAUGGAGGGAGUACCGGAUAGUAGACUGGAUAUGACUCUUGAAGAUCCUGUUCACCAUCGACACAAAAAAGACAUGAGACACUGGUCGGAAAAACCAAAAGAAGAAAUGACGGAGCGUGACUGGAGAAUCUUUCGCGAGGAUCAUAGCAUAGCUUAUCGUGGUGGAAAAGCUCCUUUUCCAGCUCGAAAUUGGGAGGAGACUGGUUUACCUCGCGUUCUUUUGGAUUCUGUUCGAUAUAUUGCAAAGUACAAGCAACCGACACCCAUACAAAUGGCUGCUAUUCCAAUAGGCUUAGCAAAGCGUGACAUGAUAGGACUUGCUGAAACAGGAAGUGGCAAAACUGCAGCUUUUGUUCUUCCUAUGUUGGUUUAUAUAAGUCAACGUCCUCCUAUGACAGCUGCAAACGCUGCACAGGGUCCAUAUGCAGUCAUAUUGGCACCUACAAGAGAACUUGCGCAACAAAUUGAGGAAGAAACACGGAAGUUUGCAGAACCUCUAGGUUAUCGAGUCUGUUCGGUUGUUGGAGGAGUUUCCAUAGAGGAACAGGGAAUGAAGCUUAGAGAAGGCGUUGAAAUAGUCAUAGCUACUCCCGGAAGAAUGAUUGAUUGCCUUGAACGAAGAUAUUGCGUUCUCAACCAGUGUGACUAUGUCGUGUUGGAUGAAGCUGAUAGAAUGAUUGAUAUGGGUUUUGAGCCUCAGGUACAAGGAGUUUUGGAUGCUAUGCCUUCUUCUCAUUUGAAACCGGAAGUUGAGGAAUUAAGUGAAGAGUUUAUGGAAGAGUCUUCAAGUAUUCUAUAUCGGCAAACCUUUAUGUUUUCAGCAACCAUGCCACCUGCUGUAGAAAGAUUGGCAAGAAAAUUCUUGCGCAAUCCUAUCAUAGUUGCAGUCGGAGAUAUUGGAAAAGGAGCAGAAUUGGUGCAGCAAAGAGUCGAAUAUGUUCCCAAUGAAACGAAGAAAAAGCUACGUUUCUUUGAAGUUGUUGGAUAUGCGGAUCCACCUAUUUUAGUAUUUCUCAACACGAAGAGAGGUUGUGACACACUGGUUCGUGCAAUAGAAACUGAAAGUGGUUUAGACAUUCGAGCCACGGUUAUACACUCUGGCAAGCCUCAAGAGUUGAGAGAAGAACACUUGGAAGGUUUCAAACAGGGUAAAUAUGAUAUAUUGAUUGCCACUGAUGUCCUAGGAAGAGGAAUAGAUAUCAAAGGGGUCAAUCUUGUAAUCAACUAUGAAAUGCCAAACAAGAUAGAGAAUUAUACGCAUCGAAUAGGUAGAACUGGAAGAGCUGGAAGAGAAGGAUUGGCUAUUUCCUUUGUGACACCCGCAGAUUCAGAAAUUUUUUAUGACUUGAAACUUCAACUAGAAAAAGUUGGAGCAAAAGUUCCACCAGAAAUAGCCAACCAUGAGUCUGUCAAAAGCAAAAGUCAAGGAUUCGGAAUUAUCCGCGAUUAAACCAAGUCCAUGUAUCAACUAC
Galdieria sulphuraria is the source of this 2317-nucleotide messenger RNA. RefSeq names its product ATP-dependent RNA helicase. Gene Ontology annotation, cellular component: catalytic step 2 spliceosome. Lineage: Eukaryota; Rhodophyta; Bangiophyceae; Galdieriales; Galdieriaceae. Bases 4 to 2295 code for a protein of 763 amino acids. Gene Ontology annotation, molecular function: ATP binding; RNA helicase activity; RNA binding. Gene Ontology annotation, biological process: mRNA splicing, via spliceosome. The record is from RefSeq and is a predicted model, not a curated record. The transcript is spliced from 3 exons.